Molecule: messenger RNA, 942 nt
Organism: Leishmania braziliensis MHOM/BR/75/M2904
Lineage: Eukaryota; Euglenozoa; Kinetoplastea; Trypanosomatida; Trypanosomatidae
Exons: 1
Coding region: 1-942 (313 amino acids)
Source: RefSeq, a predicted model, not a curated record
AUGCGCAACUCGAAGGUGAGACCUCCCCCACCCCCCCGUCGUGCGCCGCCGGGGCCGGCCUUUGUCAAGAUGAGCUCCAACACGCACAUUUUUUCCCACACCCUUCUCCAUCUCAGUGGCGUCGCCCUUCUCUCGCAGCAGCUACUUCAGGUGAAGGACUCUGUGAACGAUAUCAAAGUAGCCAUAGUCACCGCUGAUGACUCCCUCAAAGCAAUCUCGGUGAAUCCGGCAGUGUGGCCCUCGUCGCUCUGUGAUGGUGCCACCACAGGUGGCGACGAUGUGCAGUCGCUUGCCUUCGCCUCUGUGACCCUCUCCAAGCUGGCCGAGGAAGAGAAGGCGCAGGAUGCCUUCUACGCGAGUCUCAGCGAAAUGGCCACGGUGCGCGCGGAGGUGCAGAAGGCGUCUCGCGAUGCGACGCUGCAGCGAUACAAGCAGCAGGUUGAGUGCCAGCUGGCUUCCUCCGUGGUAAACCGAUCGCUACCGGAGCAACAGCAGGUGCUGCUGAAUCCUUACAGCACCGUGCGUCGAAAGAUUCUCAGCACCUUGCUCACCGUCUCGCCAUUUACUACCACACCGAAUGCUACCGCAGAGUCGCUCUACAGGCCGACGUCGGCUACCAAAACCAACGCGUGCCGCCCCCCAACCUCUAGCGUCGCGCCGCCAGAGCAGUCGUCGUCUUACAGCAUACCCGCUGGCAGCGAGUACAACUCUCCCUACCCCUUUACUGCGGAAGGGACUCCGAGCUCGGUGUACGCGCGCUACGGUGCGAUGACUGCACCGCAGCAGCCGUCACAGACACCCCCGCCAGUGAGGUACGGGGCGUACGGUUACGAGAGUCUUCCGCAGAACGGAACCGCUACCGGCGGCGUGCGCUACGGGCAGCAGCAGCACCUGCGCCGGUAUCAGCAACAAAGCAGCCGGCCGCACUACCAAGCCUUGUAG